CCUUCGGUGCUACGGCAACAUGUGGUCAGAAAUGUAUCGCAGGAACGCCGUACCGCUCGACAGGCGCACUAGGUGGGCGCACCGAGCUGCCAGAUUGACAUGCUCUCUUUUGGCAAAAACAGCUCUCUGUGGUUAUUGAUUGCAAGCGCUCUCGGGGCCAAGCGGUCAACGGGGCUAUCAAGCAGUCUCAUUGAUCUAUCUUCGACCGCCCCGCAGCAAAGAGCAUGCGCGCGAUGGGUCAUCAAUUGCUGCUGGCAAGCUGUCUCCUCUCCAUCACCACGCACGCGCUCCAGUCUCCCGCGCGGACGUGGCACGACAUCAAGUGGACGCCCACGAGCAUGCGCUACUACGCCACGCGCCCGCCCAAGGACCUGCCCGCCAAUAAUCAGACGACCUUCGUCGCAUGCGUCCGACACUUCCUCGUCAAGCGCCGGCGCGCGCUCCUCUACGUGGCGUAUUUCGCCCUGGGCGUCGCGCCGGCGAAGGCCGUGCACCACGACAAGUGGACGGCGCUGCGCCAAAAGCCGGCUGACCUCGGCGGCAUUCGGACGAGACGGCGGCGCGCCCAGGCGAUCUCGCAAUUCGCCGGAAUUGGCUACUCGCCGCGCGUCGUGGCGCUCGCGGGCUUAAUGCUCCGGGCGCUGGUCAAGUGUUUUAGGGCACCUCUCGAGCCGUCGAUCGGCUUCGGGGUGGGCACGAAGCUCGCGGCUCGGUACGCCCAUCGGGAAUGGCUGCCGUGCCUCGUGCUUGGGUGGUAUGCGGGCGGGCCCCUGUGGGACGCUGUGCGGAAAUCAAAAUUUUACGGCGCGUUCGUGCUGAAUCGCCGCGUCGUCCUCCACGCCAUCGACGCGACGCCUGCUCGAUGGCGUGGCGAUGCCGGUUCCUCGCCGCUCGACCGAGCCAGGACGGCCGCGUCAUCGCCUAGAAAUGACUUCGUGAUGAAUUGUCGGGUGCCCGACUCACUGGUUGAUUUCCACACAGGUGGGACGUCCUGGACGUGAAGCCGCCGGCCUGGAACAAGGGCGUCCCCAUCGUCGUGAAUCGCGUGCGUCCCGGCUGGAAGUGGCCAACAAGGGGCGGUGCCCUGAUACAGCCCGGCGUCUGGGAGCAAGGCGCGCCGCGCGAGUCGAACGCGAAGCUGCUCUUGGAUCUGCGGGCGGAGAUGCCGGGCGAGAGGGCGGCGGAACAGCGGCUGCUGACUUUGUUCUAUGCCACACGAAGAAUAGUCGAUGCGGCCGGCCGCGCAUUGCCGCAGGGGCAGGCCGUCGACGCGUGUCUAUACAACGAACCGUUUGACCGCGGCGACGCCAUCGGCGCGGGAGUACCUUGCCUCCUCGAAGCGGAUGGCGCGCUCGUCGUCGCCAAGGAUCGAACGCCGUGGGAGUUGAGCACGUUCGAGCCCGCGACUGAUUUCGAGACGCUCGAGAAGGCCCUGGCGUCGGCGGAGGCGGUAGCCAUCCCGCCAGACGCACGGCUCUGGGCAUUCGCGCUGACCGGCGCGACGAGUGACGAAGAGAACGAUUCCUUCUAAGUCUAGUAUGUAUCAACUUAAUGGGGAACGGGCGGAACUCUA
Pelagomonas calceolata is the source of this 1573-nucleotide messenger RNA. Lineage: Eukaryota; Pelagophyceae; Pelagomonadales; Pelagomonadaceae. The record is from the annotation of a GenBank genome assembly.